Messenger RNA from Gracilinanus agilis (Agile Gracile Mouse Opossum), 1716 nucleotides. RefSeq names its product zinc finger protein 420-like. The record is from RefSeq and is a predicted model, not a curated record. NCBI's taxonomy places the organism in Eukaryota, Metazoa, Chordata, Mammalia, Didelphimorphia, Didelphidae. Bases 1 to 1716 code for a protein of 571 amino acids. The transcript is spliced from 3 exons.
AUGGGUGGUUGGACGCAGCGGAAGGUUCUCAAGCCUGGUGUCAGCAGCAGCAGCUGUGGCAGUGGCACAGCCCCACCCCUCCUCUGUGUGUGGGAAGCUAUGGCUGCAGCUGAGGAGGCAGCAGCCCUGUGCAAGGACUGCGGGAACGGGAAGACGAAAUACAGUCUUGCUAAACAUCAGAGAAUCCACACUGGUGAGAAACCUUAUGAAUGCAAGGAAUGUGGAAAGGCAUUCAGUCACAGCUAUGCUCUUGCUGUACAUCAGAGAAUCCACACUGGUGAGAAACCUCAUGAAUGCAAGCAGUGUGGAAAGACAUUCUAUUGUAGUGCCAAUCUUACUGUACAUCAGAGAAUCCACACUGGGAAGAAACCUUAUGAAUGCAAGCAGUGUGGAAAGAUAUUCAGGAACAGUUCCAAUCUUAUUGUACAUCAGAGAAUCCACACUGGUGAGAAACCUUAUGAAUGCAAGCAGUGUGGAAAGAGGUUUUGUUGGAACUCCCAUCUUGUAUACCAGAGAAUCCACACUGGGGAGAAACCUUUUGAAUGCAAGCAAUGUGGAAAGACUUUCAAACAGAUCUCCAAUCUUUCUAAACAUCAGAAAAUUCACUCUGGUGAGAGACCUUAUGAAUGCAAGAAAUGCGGAAGGACAUUCCAUCAGAGCUCCCAUCUUGCUUUACAUCAGAGAAUCCACACUGGGGAGAAACCUUAUGAAUGCAAGCAGUGUGGAAAGACAUUCCGUCAGAGCUCAAAUCUUGCUGUACAUCAGAGAAUCCACACUGGUGAGAAACCUUAUCAAUGCAAACAGUGUGGAAAGACAUUCUAUCAGAGUUCCACUCUUGCUGUACAUCAGAAAAUCCACACUGGUGAGAAACCUUAUGAGUGCAAGCAGUGUGGAAAGACAUUCCGUCUCAGCUCCAGUCUUUCUGAACAUCAGAGAAUCCACACUGGGGAGAAACCUUAUGAAUGUAAGCAGUGUGGAAAGACAUUCAGGGACAGCUCCAAUCUUACUGUACAUCAGAGAAUCCACACUGGGGAGAAACCUUAUGAAUGCCAACAGUGUGGAAAGAUAUUCAGGUACAGUUCUAAUCUUUCUGUACAUCAGAGAAUCCAUGCUGGGGAAAAACCUUAUGAAUGCCAGCAGUGUGGAAAAAUAUUCAGGAACAGUUCUAAUCUUAUUGUACAUCAGAGAAUCCACACUGGGGAGAAACCUUAUGUAUGCCAGCAGUGUGGAAAGUCAUUCACAGUGUACUCCAGCCUUGCUGACCAUCAGAAGAUCCACACUGGGGAGAAACCUUAUGUAUGCCAGCAGUGUGGAAAGACAUUUGGUCGGAGCUGCAAUCUUGCUGACCAUCAGAAGAUUCACACUGGGGAGAAACUUUAUGAAUGUCAACAGUGUGGAAAGGCAUUUAGUCGGAGCCCCAGUCUUACUGUACAUCAGAGAGUCCACACUGGUGAGAAACCUUAUGAAUGCCAGCAGUGUGGAAAGAUAUUCCGUCAGAGCUCACAGCUUGCUCUACAUCAGAGAGUCCACACUGGGGAAAAAUCUUAUGAAUGCAUGCAAUGUGGAAAAACAUUCAGGUACAGUUCCAAUCUUUCUGACCAUCAGAGAAUCCAUACUGGGGAGAAACCUUAUGAAUGUCAGCAGUGUGGAAAGUCAUUCACAGUGUACUCCACUCUUGCUGAACAUCAGAAAAUCCACACUGGGAAGAGACCUUAA